AUGCUGCCCUCCUACGCUGCUUCGGGGUCCAAGGUGACCCCAAGACACAAUGCUGCCGCCGCCAGCUUCUCCAACGGCUACCCACGAUCCUCCAACACAUUAGAGUUUUCGCCGCAUAGAUUUCAACCACGCAAUUCUCCUCCAUCCCUUCGCCGGCGACGCAAGCUGCUCACACGGCUCGCCAUUGUUGUCGUCCUUGUUCUCUUCGGCGUCUUCGUCUGGCCCGCGGCGCCCGUCCUGUCUCUCUUUUCCUUGAACCUGUUCUCGUCCGGCGACUACAUCGACCUCGAGACCGUCCGUUACUAUGACCUGUCUAAUGUCCAGGGCACCGCGCGCGGCUGGGAGCGCGAGGAGCGCAUCCUGCUGUGCGUGCCUCUGCGCGACGCCGAGCCCCAUCUGCCCAUGUUCUUCUCGCACCUCCGCAACUUUACCUACCCGCACCACCUUAUCGACCUUGCCUUUUUGGUCUCCGACUCCAAGGACCGCACCCUCGAAAUGCUUGUCAAGAACCUCGAAACUAUCCAGGCCGACACCGACCCUACCGAGCACUUUGGCGAGAUCUCCAUUCUGGAGAAGGACUUUGGCCAAAAGGUCAACCAGGACGUCGAAAGUCGCCACGGCUUCGCUGCCCAGGCCAGCCGCCGCAAGCUCAUGGCCCAGGCCCGCAACUGGCUGCUCAGCGCCUCGCUGCGCCCCUACCACUCGUGGGUGUACUGGCGUGAUGUAGACGUCGAGACCGCGCCCUUUACCAUUCUGGAAGACCUCAUGCGCCAUAACAAAGAUGUCAUUGUGCCCAACGUCUGGCGCCCGCUCCCGGACUGGCUGGGCGGCGAACAGCCGUACGAUCUGAACUCCUGGCAGGAGUCCGAGACGGCCCUGACCCUCGCCGACACCCUGGACGAGGAUGCCGUCAUUGUCGAAGGCUACGCUGAGUACGCCACGUGGCGACCCCAUCUUGCCUACCUGCGCGACCCCUACGGCGACCCGGAUAUGGAAAUGGAGAUUGAUGGCGUGGGCGGCGUCAGUAUUCUGGCCAAGGCCCUGGUCUUCCGUCAUGGUGUGCAUUUCCCUGCGUUCAGUUUCGAGAAGCACGCAGAGACCGAAGGUUUCGGCAAGAUGUCCAAGCGUAUGGGUUUCUCGGUGGUUGGUCUGCCACACUACACCAUUUGGCAUUUGUACGAGCCCAGUCUGGACGACAUCCGGCACAUGGAGGAAAUGGAAGCUGAGCGCAUUGCCCGCGAGCAAGAAGAAAAGGAAAAGGCCGAGAAGGCCGAGAGGAUGAAGAAGACCUUUGGCGACGCCGGUGGCCAGUGGGAAAAGGACAAGGCUGCUCUGCAGGACAUUGUCAUUGAGGAACCCGCUGUUGCUGCCGGAGCUGGUGCCGCUGCUGGUGGUGCUGGUGGUGCCGGUGCCGCCGCUCCCGCUGCCGCUGGUGCCGCUGGUGCACCUGUUGCUGGCGCAGCUGCCGGUGGUGCCGCUCCGGCUGGUGCUGCUGGUGCGGGGGUUCCUGCUGCCGGCGCCGCCGGUGGUGCUGGUGCUGGUGAUGCCGCUCCCGGUGCUGCUGGUGGCGCUCCUGCUGGUGGCGUCCCGGCGGCAGGCGUGCCGGCCGGCGGUGUUGCGGCCCCUGAUGCCGCCGUUCCUAACAAAGCUGUCCCGGUUGUUGGCGACAAAGUUGUCAUCGCUGAGAACGCUGAGAACGCCCAAGACGCAGGCAAGGUCGUACUAUAA
Messenger RNA from Sporothrix brasiliensis 5110, 1728 nucleotides. RefSeq names its product mannan polymerase II complex ANP1 subunit. Gene Ontology annotation, cellular component: mannan polymerase complex. Gene Ontology annotation, biological process: protein N-linked glycosylation; cell wall mannoprotein biosynthetic process. The coding region runs from base 1 to 1728 and encodes 575 amino acids. Gene Ontology annotation, molecular function: alpha-1,6-mannosyltransferase activity. The record is from RefSeq and is a predicted model, not a curated record. The transcript has 4 exons. NCBI's taxonomy places the organism in Eukaryota, Fungi, Ascomycota, Sordariomycetes, Ophiostomatales, Ophiostomataceae.